UGGGCAACAUCGAUUUCAUUACACAUCAUCUUCGAAAUUUUAGUCUAUGGUUUGUGUCCAUUGUUUUUCUACAAUGUUAUUUUUCUGACUGCUGCUGGUGGACGAAAAAUUGGUUUCGCUGCGUCUAGUGUGAGUUUGUUCUAGUGUUCGUGUUCGAUAUUGUGAUUUAUUAGUAAUAGAUCACGAAGAUGUCGUCACCGAGCGCUGGGAAACGACGCAUGGACACCGAUGUCAUCAAACUUAUCGAAAGUAAACAUGAGGUGACUAUAUUGGGAGGACUCAACGAGUUCUGCGUGAAAUUCUUCGGCCCACCAGGCACACCGUACGAGGGCGGCGUAUGGCGGGUGCGCGUGCACCUCCCCGAUCACUACCCUUUCAAGUCUCCGUCCAUUGGGUUCAUGAACAAGGUCUACCAUCCUAACAUCGACGAGGUCUCGGGAACCGUGUGUUUGGAUGUCAUCAAUCAGGCUUGGACUGCUCUUUAUGACCUGUCGAACAUCUUCGAGUCGUUCCUGCCGCAGCUGCUGACGUACCCGAACCCCAUCGACCCUCUCAACGGCGACGCGGCCGCCAUGUACCUGCACAAACCUGAGGAGUACAAGAAGAAAGUAUCAGACUACGUCCGAAGAUUCGCAACAGAAGAGGCUCUCCUCGAAAAAGACGCCAUCACGGGCAUGGGCGGCGCCACCCCCGCCGCCUCCGGCGCCGCGCGGGCCAACGGCGCCAACACCGACACCGAGAGCUCCAUGAGCGAGUUCAGCGACGACGAGGCCCACGACAUGGAGUUAUAACACACAACACCACAGAUAAAUAACACUUGCUCACUGCUCACUGCCUUGUGUGUCUAAACGGUUUGUUUGUGGUCUAAUGUCACACUGGUUUGACAGUUGUAUUCAGUGUUGCCAUUGGUUCUUUUUUUUUAUGUGGUAUUUUUGUGGCUGGUUGCACUGGUUGCUGAUUGGCUUUGGUAGCCUUUCAGGAAGUUAGCAAUAUCUGGCAGAAAUUAUAAGCAGUCUUUAUCUAUAAUAAUAUAUAACUAAAUGACACUGUCGGUAGCCAGUGAAACCGAGCCUUAAUCUGGUAAAUGUUCAAGUGAAUUUCAACUUCUUAUUGUGUCCAAUUUAUAUGACUCAUUUAUCAAUGUGUGGACGCAUACUUUAACUUUUUUCUUUUAUGGACUUCUAAGUAAAGGUUUUAAUAGUACUUCAAUGCAAAUCUAGUCUGCUAUAACAAUUACUUUACAUUUUAAACUACUCUAUAUUGUGUCCACUAUAAUUGAGAUUUUGUAAAUACAUAAUAAUCAAUGUUGUUAUCCAUAUUACUAGAAACCCAACUUGGAUGUCCAGACAAACAGACUAUAGUUAGCUUUUUCCCUCUCUUUCACUCUACUGUCAGACUAUAUAAUGCAAGAAAGAGAUGGAAAUUAAGCAAAUGCUAAUUAUGAUUGUCUGUUUUCUCUUAACUGUCUAUAAUGUCGUAUUGGAUAACUUAAAUCUUAUAAAUGUACUGAGCUGAUAUUUAAAGUAUAAUAUUUAAAAGGCACAGGUAAAAUAGGUUGCCACGAAUUUAUUUAAAUCAUCACAAGACGGUAAAGAUUUUAGGCAGAGUUUGAAAAUAUUUUGGACAGCCUAGCUAAACUUAGAUCAAUCUACAUAUAUGUAUAUGUCUGCAUUAGACCACAGACAACGAGAAAUACCAACCAAAGCCAGUCUGUAAUCAUACAGAAGUUCGCUGCCCGUUUUUAUUGAAAAAAAAAGUUAAAAAAUAUAUAUCACAAUGGACCACAGACUAUUGCCAAUUUAGAAAUUAAAAAAAAAUGAUGCUCAGAUUUCCCCGAGGCGGCGAACAGAAAACGCUUUAAAUAUAAUAUAUAUGUAUUUAAAAUUUAAAAAAUACUAUGCAUGUAAUUUUAAUGGUUAAAAAACUUUGUCGUUUCGGUGUGUUGGAAAAAUGUUAAGGUUAUAUAGGAAUGUGGCUUCUCUUAAAUGUCUAUGCUUAAGAUUAGCGGCGUUAGAUUGGAAGUGUUCAAGAAAUCGUUGUAAAAUGUAGGGUUUUAGGCUCGGAUGUUGGGGGGCGUAACUAGGGAUGAUAAUCGCACACUUAGACUUAAAAGGGGGUCAACUCAAAAAUCGAGUUUUUUAAGUUAUACAUACAAACAAUCUACCAUUUAAAAAUAUGUUCUGGAUGCGUACAAAAACCAUUUUACUAUAUAAAAUACACUUCUUCACAAGUAAGGAAAGAUCAGUUUUUCGUUUUUUCUGAGAAAAGUGAUUUUUUGAGUUACCCUCUUUAGAUUUAGGUGUGCGAUGUGGAAAUGAGGCGAAAGUUUUUCGAAAUAGUUGUUCAUGGCUUUAGAAGUUAGUUAGGGGAUGUUGGCCCUAGUUGCGUCUAGGCUGACUGCUCGAGAUCUAGACUGGAAGGCGAUUAUAGCUGGAAGCUAAGUAAUAACCUCUGUUUGAAAGGAGUCGGUAUAACAAUGUUUCUCGGGCAGUCGGCUCUUUGUGUAGGAAUGAUGCGAAUUUAUUCCAUGUCUAAUAUUACAAGUAAUUUUGGACAAAAAAUACUGAAAUUACAGUUCAAUAAUAUUGCAUGAUGGUGUUUAAAAUGUAUAAUGUACUUGUACUUUUAAGAAAUAUAAACAUCACCGUUUAAUACUCAAUAUAAAUUACUUGUAAAAUUACAAAUGUAAUAACUUGCAAUUUUAUGUAACGAACAUUUAAAUAUUAGAUGUUAACAUUAAAGACGUAUGCUACUCUUAAAAAAUAACUUUCGAAAAAUAAUACUUGUAUGUAUCAUAGACUAACAUGACCUCUUUAGUGGGGGUUUUUUGUGGACUGGCAACACACGCGGUGUGAGUGAGCGAGAUAGCAUUUUGUAAAUAUCCUAUCUGUCCCAUAGUUUAAAUCCAACUUAAUAUGAGCCCGACUCGUCGGACUGAAGUCAUCAUUAUAUCUCAUAGGUAUUUAAUUUUUUUUUAUUAAUAUGAUUUUAGUUGUACUCGAAACAAUGUGUCAUUGUGGAUUGUCGAUCUCCCUCUCGUGGCGACUGGGUUGGGCGGAAUAACGGCUAUUUUAUUUGCAUAUUUAAUAUAUUCCUUUUAUAUUCAAGAACUUACUGAGCAGCUGCUUUUAAAGACAGUAGUUCAAUUAGAUAUUUUUUAAAUACUUUUUCUUCGAAUAUGUUGCUCAUGGUUCUAGCAAUUAUACAGUUCCACUAUUCAAAAUUGAUAAUAUCUGUCUCUAAUAUCAAUUAUAUUCUUUCUACCUCAAAAGUUCGAAACUUUGCACGUUCUCUCACAGCCGGUUUAUUUCUGACCCAACCCAUAUUUUUCGUUGUUGGCAACACUAACAUAGAUUGUCUAUGCUCUCGCCAAUGUUACCUGUUGAAAGAAUUGGCGUGUUUUUAGUAACAAAACUGUGAUUUUCAUUUCUUCCCUUGUUUUGUGUGAAUGGAAAAAAAUAAGUCAAUUCGUCGAAAGAGGUUGAGAAAUAUAUAUUUAAAUAAAAUAAAAUCUGUACUUAGAAUAAUUGCUGUUUGACGAUUUUAGAUUUGUUUGUUGCUAUUAUUUUUCUUAGCACAAUCAUUAUUUUUUAUUGCUUUGAACACCGCCGGUUAGUUUAUAUUUUAUCGGAUUUUACUUAGCUGAUUUUGCCAACAUCUUCCCGAAAUUGUAUCGUUGUAAUAUUCUUUGUGGUAUUUCCCUAUUUGGGUUAUAUUUGACACUAUUGUUCUCAGUAUCGUAAAUACAUUGUGUAUUGUGUAAGAUAGAUAAUUUCGAGGAUUUUUAGAACAAAUUCUCUCUUUUUGGCUGAGUCAUUUUCAAACAUUAUUCGUAAAAAUGUCUGCUACAAUUGUAUCCCUUACAGUCUUAUAGCUUGUGUAGUUGUUCUAAAUUAAUUCUUUUUGUAUAAAAAAACAGCGACUUUACAAUAGUUUUAUGGCGGUGUUUCUGAGCAGAUUUCUAGAACGGCAGUCUACGCUUUCACCAAAUAAAAAUAGAUUUUUUUUUCACGUACAGUCGGCCCAAAUGCUGGAUUUAUUUGAAAAAUGACAAUUUCGGAAGGAAUUCGAGAAAUAUUUUUAUUAGUCUUGGUUGUGUAUUGUAUAUUUGUGGCGAUAUUUUUACCGCAAUUACCGAAAUUAGCACUAGAAUAAAAAUAACAUCAUGUUUAAAAAAAAAAAAACUUGAGGGAUAUCCAAACUCAUUUUUUGCUGUAUUUGAAGGUUUCUAAAGGUAUGUUAAUUUGUCCUUAUUCAAAUAAAUCCAGUGUAUCAUUUUAAAUCUAUGACAAGCUAUUCCUGCCACUGUUGGUGUUCUAGCUAAUUUUGUGAUGUUCUUUUUGUUUUUAUGUUACAAAAUAAUUAAUUACAAACAUUAUAUUGGUAAUAAUUAAUAUUCUUAAUCAUCUUAAUGUGCGCUUCCUUUAUUUAAAUAAUGGUAUACAGUGUCAGUCGUACGUAUGUUUUGAAUAUUAAGUAAAUAAGACAAAUGUAUGAAUGUCCUAGUAUCACGCGGCUGACUGUACCAAACAAAAAAGUUUUAACUACAUGACAUUAUUUUGCAGUAAUUUUAAUUGACUUUAGCAUACAUAUCAGUGAGUUUUGCGCACGAAUCAAAAAGAACAUUUCAAAAAAAUAAAAUCAAAAUACAGAUCUCUUGAAGGCUUUCGUACAUAAUGGCUUACAGGAGUGCUAUCAGAUCCAUUGCUUGUUCGGGACACAGCAGAAGUUCUACGUAGCUAGAUAAAUUGUCAAUGUACGUCGCAAUAAGCCCAGAAUUCGCCAUUAUGUACUCGGGCCGCGAUGUAUGACACAUUGCGAACUCUAAGUGUUGCAAUCGUCUUAAUAUAAGUCCUUAGGCUAUAAUAUAGAGUUUAAAACAACACGAAAUUUAUUAUUAAUGAUAGACAUUUAUCGUAUCUUUGAAAACUCAGCCAUAAUAAUAUAUUAUAUUUUUGGUAAUAAGGAAAUAACAAGUUAAAAAAUUUCUUAGUUGUACUUUCUCGAAAAAGUUGGGUUGACAGGAUUUUUCUGGAUUUUUUUGAUUUUCGUCCACCCAGCUUUUGUUGGUAUGAUUCAUACAGUUAGAUUAAAGUCGCUGUGGUGUCAAUGUGUAGCUUGUAAUACUUAUGAAGUGGUCGACGGAGGUUUUUGAAUGACCAAACAUUCAAAAUUUUAAUAGGCGUAAAAAAAUAAAAACAAAAAAAAAAUUGGCGCCAAAUUAUAAAAUGCAAGAUGGCGCAUUUAAAAACCUGCGUUUAAUUAACAAUGGUGACGUGAUUUCAAUUUAAAUAAAAAAUAAUGAUUAAUAGGUAUUUUAAUUCUUGACUGGCGAUCUUCACGUCACUAUUGUUCGGUUUAUGGAUAUAUAAUUAUAAUCGAGGUUGAAUAUAUUACCAAAAUAUGACGGGCAAUCCGCUCGGCAGCACGGAAUCAUUUAUACAUGUAACAGAAUAAAAGUUUAUAAUAUUAUAUUUUUAUUUCAUUACAUGUAAUAAACUUACGUUAUUUUUAAACUA
This is a messenger RNA of Helicoverpa armigera (cotton bollworm), 5519 nucleotides long. RefSeq names its product ubiquitin-conjugating enzyme E2 H (gene UbcE2H). Gene Ontology annotation, molecular function: ubiquitin conjugating enzyme activity. Gene Ontology annotation, cellular component: nucleus. The transcript has 5 exons. Gene Ontology annotation, biological process: ubiquitin-dependent protein catabolic process; protein polyubiquitination. The coding region runs from base 189 to 791 and encodes 200 amino acids. Lineage: Eukaryota; Metazoa; Arthropoda; Insecta; Lepidoptera; Noctuidae. The record is from RefSeq and is a predicted model, not a curated record.